Lotus japonicus is the source of this 2070-nucleotide messenger RNA. RefSeq names its product scarecrow-like protein 15. Gene Ontology annotation, cellular component: nucleus. Bases 169 to 1836 code for a protein of 555 amino acids. Gene Ontology annotation, biological process: regulation of DNA-templated transcription. NCBI's taxonomy places the organism in Eukaryota, Viridiplantae, Streptophyta, Magnoliopsida, Fabales, Fabaceae. Gene Ontology annotation, molecular function: sequence-specific DNA binding; DNA-binding transcription factor activity. The transcript has a single exon. The record is from RefSeq and is a predicted model, not a curated record.
CAAAGAUAAAAAGGCAACGAUCAUGGCAAGCAAAAGCCUCCUCUCACUCUCUUCACCACUUUCACCAAGUAAAGUAGCGAACCAGAACAAAUACAACAACAACAACAACUCUAUUCAGAAAGCUAUCCACCACCACAAAGGCCUAACAAAAACACACCUUUUCGAGCGAUGAGAGUUCCCGUAUCCUCAUCAUCAUCAUCUACACAAGCCAACACAUCAAAACUCGCCCAAAACGUGAUCCUCCACACCACCCCUCCUAAUCCCAACACCAUCAACAACAACAAUCAAAACCUGUGCUACGAGCCCAAAUCAGUGCUUGAUCUUUGUCGUAGUCCAAGUCCUGAGAAGAAAACCACUGCUCCAAAGCCAGAACCAGACGAACAACAACAUAGUAUAGAAGAACAAUUGGAAGAUCAUGUGUUGCCUAAUUUGGACUGGUGGGAUUCCAUAAUGAAGGAUUUGGGUUUACACGACGAUUCUACAACACCCCUUUUGAAGACUAAUUCUGAUAGUUCUUCUCUUAAUUCCAAUCCAUGCCUCCCUGAAAUUUACCCAAACCAACCCUUUGAUCAACCUCAAGACUUCACCAGCCUCUCUGAAAUUUACUCCAAUCAAAGCCUGGCCUAUAAUUUCACCAACACCACCACCCCUAGCCCCAGUUUAGACCCUUCAAUUCAUGACUUCAACCCACAAACACACAACAACAAUUGGGAUUUCAUCGAAGAGCUAAUCCGCGCCGCGGAUUGCUUCGAUAGCAACCAGCUCCAGCUCGCUCAAGCGAUACUGGAGCGGCUCAACCAACGGCUUAGAUCGCCGUCGGGUAAGCCGCUCCAUAGAGCCGCUUUCCACUUCAAAGAUGCUCUGCAAUCGCUUUUGUCCGGCUCGAACCGGACAAAUGCACCGCCAAGGCUUUCAUCCAUGGCGGAGAUUGUGCAGAGCAUCAGGAUCUUCAAGGCCUUUUCAGGAAUUUCACCGAUCCCGAUGUUUUCCAUCUUUACCACCAAUCAAGCUCUGCUUGAAGCGCUUCAUGGUUCUUUGUUCAUGCACGUUGUGGAUUUCGAGAUCGGCCUCGGAAUCCAGUACGCUUCUCUCAUGAAGGAGAUCGCCGAGAAGGUCGGUGCGGGGAGUGGCUCCGCCACGCUCCUCCGCAUCACCGCCGUGGUUCCGGAAGAGUGCGCCGUGGAGAGCCGACUCGUUCGGGAGAAUCUCAACCAGUUCGCGAACGAUGUCGGAAUCCGCGUCCAGGUCGACUUCGUUCCGCUCCGGACCUUUGAAUCGGUGUCGUUUAAGGCCGUCAGGUUCGUCGACGGCGAGAAGACCGCCGUGCUGUUGUCACCGGCGAUUUUCAUCCGCCUCAGUGCCGGAGCCAGCGGAGGAAAUGGAAUCGCGGCGUUUCUCGCCGACGUGCGGAGGAUAUCUCCAGGCGUGGUGGUGUUCGUCGACGGCGAGGGAUGGACGGAGGCGGCGGCAGCGUCAUCAUUCCGCCGCGGCGUGGUAAACAGCCUGGAGUUCUACUCGAUGAUGCUGGAGUCCUUGGAUGCUUCGGUCGCGGCGGGAGGAGGUGGCGACUGGGCGCGGAGGAUAGAGAUGCUUCUACUGCGUCCGAAGAUCUUCGCGGCGGUGGAAGCUGCCGGAAGAAGGUCUCCGCCGUGGCGAGAGGCGUUUUACGGCGCCGGGAUGAGGCCGGUGCAGUUGAGCCAGUUCGCGGAUUUUCAGGCGGAGUGUUUGUUAGCGAAGGUGCAGAUCAGGGGGUUCCACGUGGCGAAACGGCAGGCUGAGUUGGUGCUUUUCUGGCAUGAGCGGGCCAUGGUUGCCACGUCAGCUUGGCGGUGUUAGAAGGCAUAGAGAACAAUGGAGAAAUAAUUUUACCUUGUAUUAGCUUGCGAGAAUGUUGUUACUGUUAACUUUUAGUUUAUCAUGCAAAACUUGAGAUAUUUCAGAAAAUGGGGAAAACAUAAACUUGUAUUGGUCCCAGAGUAUUUUGUCCUUAUAAUCUAAAUUGUUACUAGCAAAAUAACUAUGUAAAUCCAUAAUUCAGUCUUAAACCAAUGUUUUUUCAUAAUUCAUAAA